This is a messenger RNA of Humulus lupulus (European hop), 567 nucleotides long. RefSeq lists its product as uncharacterized. Lineage: Eukaryota; Viridiplantae; Streptophyta; Magnoliopsida; Rosales; Cannabaceae. The record is from RefSeq and is a predicted model, not a curated record. The transcript has 2 exons. The coding region runs from base 1 to 567 and encodes 188 amino acids.
AUGCCCAGCUAUGUGAAAUUUAUAAAAGAGAUUCUGUCCAAGAAAAGGAAGAUGGAAGAUUAUGAGACGUUGGUGCUCACCGAAGAGUGCAGUGCAAUAUUGCAGAGGAAGUUGCCCCAAAAGUUGAGAGAUCCGGGGAGCUUUACUAUACCGUGUACAAUCGGGAAGAUUGAAUGUAUGCAUGCUUUGUGUGAUUUGGGGGCAAGUAUAAAUUUGAUGCCUUUGUCUGUAUUUGGAAGACUUGGUUUGGGGGAGGCUAGUCCUACAACAGUUACAUUACAGCUAGCAGAUCAUUCAGUUAAGCACCCCAGAGGAAUCAUAAAGGAUGUCCUUGUUAAAGUGGAAAAAUUCAUUUUUCCGGCAGAUUUCAUAGUAUUGGAUAUGGAAGAAGAUGAAAAUGCCAAAAUCAUUCUGGGAAGGCCAUUUUUAGCUACUAGGUGUUUCAAAGUUGACAUGGUAGAGAAAGCAGUGGCAGAAAUUAAUCUCACAGAGGAUUCACUUCAGAGGAGUUUGACAAUUGAUGAUAUAGAUGCUGAGUUAGACAGUGAAGUCCAAGAGUGUGUAUAG